Messenger RNA from Quercus robur (English oak), 876 nucleotides. Its product is annotated as LOB domain-containing protein 27. The record is from RefSeq and is a predicted model, not a curated record. The transcript is spliced from 2 exons. Lineage: Eukaryota; Viridiplantae; Streptophyta; Magnoliopsida; Fagales; Fagaceae. The coding region runs from base 4 to 876 and encodes 290 amino acids.
AAUAUGACCCUUAAGGGUGGCACAAGCCAAGCUUGCGCUGCAUGUAAGUACCAAAGGAGAAAAUGCUCAUCCGAGUGCCCUCUUUCUCUAUACUUCCCUCCUGAACAACCAAAAAUGUUUCAGAAUGCUCACAAGUUGUUUGGUGUCAGCAACAUCUUGAAGAUACUAAAGAAUUUGCAGCCAUGUCAAAAGGCUGAGGCAAUGAGGUCUAUCAUUUACCAAGCUAAUAUCCGCGACAAGUUCCCCGUGUAUGGCUGUUGGGGGAUCAUCUGCCAACUACAAUACCAAAUUCUACAGGCUGAGGAGGAGCUUCAUGCUGUUCAUGCGCAACUUGAGAUGUACAGGCAACAUCAGCAUCACAUUUCUUCUCUGCCUGAUGACAUGGCCGCUUCGCAAUUAGAAUUAGGCAUGGCGCCGCCUAGUACUAAUGCUCUUUCACUCUUCAAUCACACUCCACAGCCUUACAAUGCUGUGGAUGCUUUGCCUGUAACACAACAGCAGCAUUCUUACUGGAAUAGCAACAGGGCUGCUUACAACUCUGGUUACAUGGAUACUAAGGAUAACGUGGGAAAUCCAUUUUGGGUUCAACAUUCUUAUGCCAAUAAUGAUAACAACAGUAAUAAUUCUUUGGCAAUUCAAUCUGAGUUGGUCUCCUCGCAACCACUAGCUAUCCAACAUGAAGUAGUUCAUGAUUAUGAUGAGAUUCAUCCAUUUUUCGAUACCAUCGAUGAUAGGCAAUCCUACAUAGAUUCCAAGGAGCCUUAUGAGUCAAGCUCGGAAGAAUCAUUGAAAGAUACAACCCAGUCCGUUGAACAAGUUGCUGAGAAUGAAUUGAAGAGUGCCGCUGCUUGCUUCAGUCUUACAAGUGUCAACUGA